Molecule: messenger RNA, 777 nt
Organism: Protopolystoma xenopodis
Lineage: Eukaryota; Metazoa; Platyhelminthes; Monogenea; Polystomatidea; Polystomatidae
Source: the annotation of a GenBank genome assembly
AUGCCAACGAAACGUUUGGGAAUGUACCACGUUCACUGUUCAACUUUGGAAAUGAUCAUGCAGACAAUGGACUCCGGACUAGAAAUCAUCAGUGACGAGCUGCGUCUCAGCGCUGCUGAGAGGAGCUAUCGUUUGGGCGGUGUGAUCUUUCAUAUUGGGCACAACGCGGCUAACGGCCAUUAUACUUGCGCUGUGAGCUGGCCUCCACUCAGUAGACUUGAUGAUCAGUCAAUCGUCGACAGCCAAAAUUUACGCCGAGGGCAGGUAGAAGCGCCAUCUGCGUUCCUUUACUUUGAUGACCGCAAUGCUUGUUUAAUUCGAGGUCGGCAAGGUAUUACACAAUUACUGGCUACACACGACCCGCUUAAUGUGGUUACUGGUCUGUUUGGAAGUCCUGGCCUUCCCAACUCCCGGAUUACAAGCAGUUGUGAUGCUAAUAAAUCAGCUCUGGAUGAUAAAAAUGACGAGACUGAGGCCGGCAUGUUUCCAUGCAACACUGAUAUUUCUUGCCAGCCAAGAACGCCUUAUCUUAUACUUUACCUACAUGAUUCCACUGCUGAGACCGAAAUAUCGGCUACCAAUACAGCCUCGAUAAACAGAGGUGGAGCCAGGAGAAGCUACAAUAAUCGCAUUGGUCGAGGUGAUCUCUCGCGAUCCAACUUUUAUUCUGGACGAAUUAGUGGUAGUAAUCCACAAUCUACACAGUCACAAGACAAUCAAGGUCGUGGAGCUCCCAGUAGACGUUGUGAAGUCGAUGAUGACCUCUACGUCCCAUAA